CUCGGGAUCGCGCAGCAGCAGUCUCAGGCGUCUUCAGAAGAGUUCGGCUGGACUAACGGGACCAAUCUGUAAAAAAGGAUUUAACUUUUCAGCGUUUAGCAGCUUUUUCUCCUGUCUCCGUUCAAACUGGCUUCCCACUGCGCGCUCAACAUGGCCGUGACGGAGGCUGGAUGCGACCUGACCUACUGCAAGAUGCGGGGGAUCGUUGCGGUCCUCACCGCUUUCAUCAAGGAGAGGAAAAUGGGUCUGAACGACUUCAUUCAGAAGCUGGUGUCCACCCCGCACAUCUGCCAGCACGCGGAGGUGAACAACUUCCUGAAGAUCGAUGAGAAUCAGAAUGAAGCUGAAGAUGGGAGUCCAAUGCGCCUACAUCCCCGGAGCUCCCUGGCAGAGGACACCCAGAUCAAACCUUCUGAUUUUGACUACCUGAAGAUCAUCGGUAAGGGCAGCUUCGGGAAGGUUCUGCUCGCCCGACACAGGGAGACCACCAAGUACUACGCCGUGAAGGUUCUGCAGAAGAAAAUCAUCCUGAAGAAGAAAGAGCAAAAGCACAUCAUGGCCGAGCGCAGCGUGCUGAUGAAGAACAUCAAGCAUCCCUUCCUGGUGGGGCUGCACUACAGCUUCCAGACCACCGACAAGCUCUACUUUGUGCUGGACUACGUGAACGGAGGGGAGCUCUUCUACCACCUGCAGAGGGAGCGCGUCUUCCUGGAGCCCAGGGCCAGGUUCUACGCCGCUGAAAUCGCGAGUGCGCUUGGAUACCUUCACUCUCUGCACAUCGUGUACAGAGACCUGAAGCCUGAGAACAUCCUGCUGGACUCGCAGGGCCACAUCGUCCUGACAGACUUUGGACUCUGCAAGGAAGGGCUGGACCCCAGCGGAACCACCUCGACCUUCUGCGGGACGCCUGAGUAUCUGGCUCCUGAGGUUCUGCAGAAGCAGGCGUAUGACCGGACCGUGGACUGGUGGUGCCUGGGCUCGGUGCUCUACGAGAUGCUUUACGGACUCCCUCCGUUCUACAGCCGCAACACGGCAGAGAUGUACAACAACAUCCUGCACAACGCUCCGGUGCUCAAACCCAACAUCUCCAACUCUGGCAGGGAGCUGCUGGAGGGCCUCCUGCAGAAGGAGCGCUCCAAGAGGCUGGGGGCCAAGGACGACUUUCUUGAGCUCAAGUAUCACUCCUUCUUCUCUCCGAUCAACUGGGACGACCUGAUGGCCAAGAAGAUCACGCCUCCAUUCGCUCCCUCCGUGUCCGGUCCCACCGACCUGCGGCACUUUGACCCGGAGUUCACCCACCUGCCGGUGUCGGCCUCGCUGUGCGGCGACUCUGUGAUGGUGACCAGCAGCGUGAAGGAAGCGGCCGGAGCCUUCCCGGGCUUUUCCUACGGACCCCCGGCGGACUACUCCUUCAUGUGACCGAGGGCGUCUCCGCGCUGCGUUCAGGGACUCAUGUCGCAGCACCACCGGCCCAAUCAGCCGACCCGACCAGCCCAAACCAUGAAGCAUGUGCCAAGUGUGCAAGUGUUUCAGGACCUGAAACCUCUGUGCACCGGUUCUGGAGCUGCUGGUGCUGUGACGUGAAGUGCCUGGUGUUGGUGGGCGAGUCCGAGCCAGUGUCAUAAAAAACCCACUAAGCUGCUUGAGUGGUUUGGACCUCAGAUGUGAUGCCUUCAUUACUGAGACUGUCCGGUUCUGUCCCUCCUGUAAAGGUUCUUGUUUUCAUGCACAAGCUGAAAUGAACUCGAGGGUCAGAAAGGAACCGAGCAGCUUUGGAUCAGAAGAGUCCAAAUCCUCGUCCUACUCCAACAGAACUUACCUUCUGGGACCAAACAGAACACUUUAACACAAACGCUUCCUCUGACCCGUUUGUUGUCACCCUGAAACGUACUGUAGGAACCUUGCAUAUGAAACCAACACUGUUUACUUUGAGGAAAGUCCUGCUUUGAUCAGAACCGACUUCCAUCUGUUCAUAUCUUUACGUUAGAGAAUAUUUCCUGCAGGCAGACGUCUGGCGUUCUGAAGGACUUCUCUCGGUGGUCCGUAGAGGUGAAGCAGCAAUACCGCCCGAGGGUUCCGAGUCCAAGUCUUUGCUGUUUUCUUGCAAACAUACCAGAGAGUCUUUAACGUCUUUAUAUUUAUGCAUCAUGUAGAGCAGAACUGUAAAUGUCUUGUGCCUGAUCCAUGCUUGAAACAUAUCUCCUUUCCCCAAAAAAACUUUAAUUUUUUUUUGUUUUAGUUUGAAAGAAGUGCUUCAUCGAGUUGGAACCGCUGGGUGGAGCGGGUGCUGGCUCGGUGUUGGGUCCAGCUCGCUACACGCCCUGGUUCUGGAAAGUGCAAUAAAAUGUUCCCACAGAGUAUCUUCUGUGGAUAAUGUGUGACAGGAUGUUUCUGAUUAAAUUGGAGAACAUCCUCAGUCGGACAGGAACAGUUCAUGAAAUGAAAGCAAGGCGACACACAGUUCUGGAUCAUGUUCUUCCAUAUUUGGAAGUUGUUGUUUUUUCUGUGUAUUUAUUUUCAUGCAACAGUGUGAAGCAGAUAAUUUACACCGUGAACUGAAGAUCUGUGUCUGAAAUGCUGAAUAAAACCAAUAAAACCCAA
This is a messenger RNA of Fundulus heteroclitus (mummichog), 2601 nucleotides long. RefSeq names its product STKc_SGK domain-containing protein. The coding region runs from base 151 to 1419 and encodes 422 amino acids. NCBI's taxonomy places the organism in Eukaryota, Metazoa, Chordata, Actinopteri, Cyprinodontiformes, Fundulidae. The record is from RefSeq and is a predicted model, not a curated record. The transcript has 13 exons. Gene Ontology annotation, biological process: protein phosphorylation. Gene Ontology annotation, molecular function: ATP binding; protein serine/threonine kinase activity; phosphatidylinositol binding.